Thalassophryne amazonica is the source of this 2730-nucleotide messenger RNA. It is a transcript of the gene nelfa, whose product is annotated as negative elongation factor complex member A. The record is from RefSeq and is a predicted model, not a curated record. The transcript has 11 exons. Gene Ontology annotation, cellular component: NELF complex. Lineage: Eukaryota; Metazoa; Chordata; Actinopteri; Batrachoidiformes; Batrachoididae. Gene Ontology annotation, biological process: negative regulation of transcription elongation by RNA polymerase II.
CCCCUGAAUGGGCGUGGCUACGCGGCCCUCCUCCGCUGAGUGGGCAGUGUCGCGCGGCCCCGCCUCUGGGUAGGCGGGGUCUGCUGUGUUUUUAGGUAUGCUGUUAAAAUGCCCGGACUCAAAACACUUCUUUUUCCAAGAUGGCGUCGAUGAAGGACAGCGAUACGGGCCUGUGGCUUCACAACAAACUGGGCUCCACGGACGAGCUGUGGACGCCGCCGAGCAUCGCCUCUCUGCUCACCGUCUCGGUUAUCGACAACAUCCGGCUGUGUUUUUCCAGUUUGUCGCCGCCGGUGAAGCUGAAGCUGCUGCUCGGGAUGCUGCACCUCCCCCGGCGGACCGUGGACGAGAUGAAGGAGGCUCUGUCGGAGAUAAUCCAGCUGGCGACAGUGGAUUCGGAACCGUGGGUACUGAUGGUUGCCGAUAUCCUCAAAUCCUUCCCAGAGACGGGGUCUCUCAAUCUGGACUUGGAGGAACAGAAUCCCAAUGUCCAGGAUAUCCUAGGAGAGCUCCGGGAGAAAGUAACGGAGUGCGAGGCGUCCGCCAUGCUUCCUCUGGAGUGUCAGUACCUCAACAAGAGCGCGUUGACCACUUUGGUGGGACCCCUCACACCCCCUGUCAAACACUUCCAGCUGAAGAGGAAGCCCAAGAGCGCCACCCUCAGGGCUGAGCUGCUACAGAAGUCCAUAGAGACGGCUCAGCAGCUGAAAAAGACAGCCGGAGUUCCUUUUCACGCCAAAGGGAGGGGCUUGGUCAAAAAGAUUGACACGACAACUCUUGAAGGGACUCCCAAAAGCCCAUUCCGCAGCCCCACAGCUCCCAGUACUGUUCAGCCCUCCCAGUAAACGAACACCAUUGCCCCUCCCCGGACGCCACUCCGCAAAGAGAGAGGGGUGAAGCUGUUGGACAUUUCGGAGUUGGACACGGUUGGAGCUGGCAGAGAGGCAAAGAGGAGGAGGAAGACUCUGGAAGCGGAGGCCGGAGAGAAGGCAGCCAAAGAAGAAGCCGUGGUGGAGAACACCACUCCUGACUACGCCGCCGGUCUCGUCUCUGCGCAGAAACUCGGCACGCUGAAUGAGAAUCCUCUGCCGUCCACCAGCUACCUGCCGGCAACACCCAGCAUGGUGCCCUCUUCCUCCUACAUCCCCAGCUCUGAGGCUCAGCCAGCGAAUGCCAGCGGUUCUGGACGAGACACACUGCAGUCGACACGCCAGCCAGAGGAGUCGGCCGCAGUGGGCACAGGCGCUACUGCCACCACUUUAGCUGGCCAGUACAAACAGAGGACGCCCAUGUACAACGCUAGCACCGCAGCCAACCCUGCGACCCCCACAUCCCCCAGCACACCAACCUCCACCCCUGCCAGCAACGGGCCUCCAGCCUGCCACACUGCCAGCCAACCAGAGAACCACAGCCAGCCUCCCAGUACGCUGCAGACCCAGACCCCGGCACCAGCACAGCCACAGCCCAAAAAGAACCUGUCGCUCACGAAAGACCAAAUGUACGCCGCACAGGAAAUGUUCAAAACCGCCAACAAGGUCACCAGGCCAGAGAAAGCCCUCAUUCUGGGAUUCAUGGCUGGAUCCAGAGAGAACCCAUGUCCAGAGCAGGGGGACAUCAUCCAGAUCAAGCUGAGCGAGCACACGGAGGUUCUGCCCAAAGCCGACGGCACCGGGAGCACCACCAUGCUGGUGGACACAGUUUUCGAAAUGAACUACUCCACGGGACAGUGGACCCGCCUGAAGAAAUACAAACCCAUCACCAAUACGUCCUGAGGCAGCUCAGGGCGUGCCGGACACGUUUACAUGCAGCAUUUGCAUUUGGGCCAAAAGGAGCACAGAGCAGCGGGGCGAGAGAUCGAAGAGAGAGAGUUCUCGCUUUUUCUGCCCCGCCACAAUGCAGGACUGAAGUUUUCUUGAUUUGGUCUUUUCUUGCCCUUUUAUUCUUCCUGUUUUUAAGUCGCCUCCGGUUGCCAUGGUCAUGGAGGGAGGGGAGCGUGAGAAAAGGCUGGGAGAGUGCGAUUAGCAGAAUAAACCCGUUUCAGCAUUCGGUGCGAAGACGAGUUCUCUGUAUUCUGUCGCAAGUCAUUAAAACAAAAAAUGUACAAGUUGUGCAAAACUCGCAAAGCUGUAAAAUGAUCUGUGGAACAACUUUUUACACCCCGAGAAAAUAAAGUGACUCCAGAAUGCCGUUUCUCACUUCUUCCACUUUAUUGAGCUCAUUUGUGGCAAUUCAUUCAUCAACAAUGGUAGAUCAAAGGGACUUUCUUUGGCGUUUUCAUCAGUAAACUGAAACGCAACUUCUAAAGUUUGCUGUUACUGCAGACGCUAGCAGCUAAAUGAUUGAUGUCAACAUUUAACAAUAGUAGCAAGACAGAUCCUGGACCACAGUCACAUUACAGAAGUGAUCCCAAUCACUUUUCCCCACGUGGCACAUAAAUCUCAUUUAAUAGCCGGAAUCCAUGUUGCCUUAUUUCUUUGACUUUUUGCAUAUUUUUCCGCUGGUGUCUUUAGGCUAAUGUUAAAAUCUUCAUUUCCUACAUCUGAUUUUCACAAUAAAAGCCUAGCAUUUCAAGCAUUUUCUUUUAAUGUGAAGCAUCAGCAUGAGGUGUUUCAGUAGCAGUAACUUAACUAUUUUACUUCACACUUGCACAUGCCUGCAUAAUCAGUUUGGGAUUAAAAACAAACCUGUGAAGGAGUGAAGCUGCGUAUCGUAAUCGGUCCUCUGUGUGAA